AUGGAUGAAAUUAGUCAGCUGCUCGGCACCGUGGGGCGCGUCCGCAGUGACACCCUUUCAUCCGACGCCACACAGUCAACAGGAAGCAGAGUGGCUCUUCGCCAUCGGCUCAGCCAGCUAAUGACCUGCGUGGAUGACCUGGACCCCACAAACAGGCUGCAUGAGAAAAUGGUCAAGACCCUGGACAAUGCCGUCCUCGCCUGUGCUAAGAAGCCAAAGAAGGACGGCUUCAGACUUCACAUCGUGACGUGGAAUGUGGCCACGGCUGAGCCUCCAGAGGACGUGACUUCUCUUCUCCAUCUAGACUCAGCAACAAGUGCAGACGUCUUCAUCAUUGGUCUGCAGGAGGUCUACUCAGGACCUGUAAGGUUUAUAUCAGACAUGGUGUUCCAUGAUCCAUGGAGUCAAAAGUUCAUGUCCACUUUAGCACCGCUGAAUUAUGUGAAGGUGUCAUCCAUUAGAAUGCAGGGUCUGUUGCUGCUCUUCUUCUCCAAGCUGGAGCACAUCCCCUUCAUCAGAGACGUCCAGGCGACGUACACUCGCACGGGCUUCCUUGGUUACUGGGGUAACAAAGGUGGUGUGUCUGUUCGUCUGUCUUUUUAUGGACACAUGCUCUGCUUCCUCAACUGCCACUUGGCCGCUCAUAUGAACUACGCCACAGAAAGAGUGGAUGAGUUCGAGAACAUCGUGGACACACAGACGUUUGAUUGUAUGAAGGCUCCAAGAAUAAGAGACCACAGGCUGGUGUUCUGGCUUGGAGAUCUCAACUUUAGGAUACAGGACCAUGGCAUGCACUUCGUCCGCUCCUGCAUCAACAAUCAAACUUACAACUUGCUGUGGAACAGUGACCAGUUGAUCAUGCUGAAGAACAAAGAAGAGCUGCUGCAGGAGUUUGAAGAAGGACCACUGAACUUCCAGCCUACAUACAAGUUUGACUUGAAGUCAGAUCAUUAUGACAGCAGACUCUACAGGACAUGGUUUGACUUUAACAGUAAGAAGCGGAAACCUGCUUGGACUGACAGGAUUUUGUGGCGUGUACGACCCAAAGCUCUGCCUUCUGACGAGCAAGACGAGAACUCAGUUGGACCAAGUCAAGUGUCGAUCACACAGCAGGAUGAGGAUGAGGAGUACCCUCUGAAGCUCAGACAGGACUUGUACACCAGCAACAUGGAGUACAGCAUCAGUGACCACAAACCUGUCCUUGGCAUCUUCACACUAACGCUGAGGAAGGUGUACGACACUCCUCUGGUGCGUCUGCAGGCAGUUGGUGACUGGUCUGCAGACAUUGAUGCCGUGGUUCUCUACAGACCUCUGCAGCCGUUUCCCUCCAGUAACUGGGACUGGAUCGGACUCUACAAGGUUGGCUUCAGCAGCUUCUCAGACUACGUCACAUAUACGUGGGUCAAAGAUGACGAGGUGGCUGUCAAUGAGGAACAGAUGCAGGUGUUUGUCAGUAAAGAGGAUAUCCCUGUGAGAGGAGGAGCGUGUGUACUGUGCUACUACUGCAGCUCUCUGCACUGCAUCAUUGGAAUUAGUGAAACAUUUCAGGAGUGGACCUCCCAGCAGCUUUAUCCUGAAGUCAGACUGUGCAACGCUCAGUGA
Messenger RNA from Nematolebias whitei (Rio pearlfish), 1602 nucleotides. RefSeq names its product inositol polyphosphate-5-phosphatase Ka (gene inpp5ka). The transcript is spliced from 13 exons. The record is from RefSeq and is a predicted model, not a curated record. Gene Ontology annotation, cellular component: plasma membrane; ruffle; endoplasmic reticulum. Gene Ontology annotation, molecular function: inositol bisphosphate phosphatase activity; phosphatidylinositol-3,4,5-trisphosphate 5-phosphatase activity; phosphatidylinositol-4,5-bisphosphate 5-phosphatase activity. Gene Ontology annotation, biological process: phosphatidylinositol dephosphorylation; negative regulation of peptidyl-serine phosphorylation; negative regulation of glycogen biosynthetic process. NCBI's taxonomy places the organism in Eukaryota, Metazoa, Chordata, Actinopteri, Cyprinodontiformes, Rivulidae. The coding region runs from base 1 to 1602 and encodes 533 amino acids.